This is a messenger RNA of Ziziphus jujuba (common jujube), 1168 nucleotides long. RefSeq names its product vesicle transport v-SNARE 13-like. Gene Ontology annotation, cellular component: late endosome membrane; ER to Golgi transport vesicle membrane; Golgi apparatus. The record is from RefSeq and is a predicted model, not a curated record. The coding region runs from base 246 to 911 and encodes 221 amino acids. Gene Ontology annotation, molecular function: SNARE binding; SNAP receptor activity. NCBI's taxonomy places the organism in Eukaryota, Viridiplantae, Streptophyta, Magnoliopsida, Rosales, Rhamnaceae. Gene Ontology annotation, biological process: vesicle fusion; intracellular protein transport; vesicle-mediated transport. The transcript has 6 exons.
UGGGCAAUGGAAACAAAGUACAACACCCGCGUCUUCCUCGACAGUGACCCGUUAAUGUUGACCAAAUUUCGAAUCCAAAGGGAAGGACCAACACCAACACCAACACCAACAAGACCCACCCACAACCUAACCUCCUCCACAUUCACCCCCAUUUUGUCUCCAUAUCGUUCGCUUCCCCAGGGACCAACCACCUUCUUCUCCGAUCAAUCUCCAUUUUCCGUGGGGGCAAUAGAAAUUGGGAAAAGAUGAGUGAGGUAUUCGAUGGUUACGAGCGCCAGUACUGCGAGGUCUCGGCAAAUCUCUCGCGGAAGUGCACGGCAGCCAGUGUUCUUGCAGGAGAGCAGAAAAAGCAAAGGAUUUCAGAAAUCAAAGCUGGAUUGGACGAUGCUGAUGCUUUGCUUAGGAAAAUGGACCUUGAGGCAAGGAGUUUGCAGCCAAGUGUUAAGGCAACUCUUCUGGCUAAGCUCAGAGAAUACAAAACUGAUUUGAACAAUUUGAAAAACGAAGUUAAGAGAGUCUCAUCUUCCAAUGCCAGUCAAGCAGCCCGAGAUGAACUGUUGGAGUCAGGAAUGAAAGAUGCAGUGUCGGUGUCCAACGACCAGAGAGGAAGAUUGUUGAUGUCAACAGAGAGAUUAAAUCAGUCCACUGACAGAGUUAAGGAGAGUAGAAGAACAAUGCUGGAGACGGAGGAACUUGGUGUUUCAAUUCUCCAAGAUUUGCAUCAACAACGACAAUCUCUUCUGCAUGCCCACAAGACGCUUCACGGGGUCGAUGAGAAUGUUAGCAAGAGCAAGAAAAUAUUGACAGCCAUGUCAAGAAGGAUGAGCAGGAACAAGUGGAUAAUUGGCUCUGUUAUUGCUGCCCUUGUUCUUGCAAUUUUAUUCAUCCUUUAUUAUAAGCUUACUCAUUAGUCUGUUGUGCUGGCCUCCAUUGUGCAAAUAUAGCAUUUGAUUUCACAUUCAGCAUUCUCAGGCUGGUGUUUCUGUCUGUUGUUGAAUUUUAUAUGGGAUUUUAUUUUAUUUUUUCCAUUUUGUGUUAACCUCUAUAUUUUUAUUUUCUGAUUUAUUUCUUUGGUCCAAUUUGAGCAACUAGCAAAAAUGGUUGCUAAUUGUGAAGAGGACAGGAAACCACUCUUAUCUAAAAUCAUUAUAUCCUCUUAAAUUUAUUA